ACUUCGGAAACAGCAGGCAGGGAAAGUAUACGAUCAUACGACCGGGCCUUUCAGCAACACCUCAUCGAUUACAGCAUAUUCCCUCAUGCUUAUGAGUUCCCAGAUGGUGGAAUGCCGCCAAAGCUUAAAAAUAAAGAAGAUAUCCUUCGGGUUCUGGCCCAAUCCAGAGCAUCGCUGAGUCAUUUCUCAAACCAUAACUUCCGCAAGUUCAAACAAGCAGAAGCGCAAGCAACAAAGGAGAGAGAUAUCACGACAAGUGUCAUACCUAUUAUUGAAGGAGAUAUAGGGGACAGAAAAUGCCUCGCUGGCAAAAUUCCAUUUACGAAUCUUGAGCAUCUAACGGACGGUACACUUGUGCCAGCCAGCCCCGAUAUAUUCUAUGGUGCACGUCCGGAGCAGCUCCACCCACAAAUACGUAAAGCACUGAGCGGUCGUGUUGUCCCUUCCACUCAGAGUGAUCUCCCUGUCGCGCCGAAUUUCUUCGUGGAAGUAAAAGGGAAGGAUGGUUCUGCAGCUGUAGCUCAACGACAGCUGAUUUACAAUAUGGCUCUUGGAGAAAGAGGCCAACAGGCUCUUCGAUCGCGCAAUCCCUUUCACGCUUCAUACGAUAACAAAUCUCAUACUCUCGGCUGCUUAUAUCUGGAUAGACAAUUAAAGAUUUUCGCUACCCAUGCAAUACAACUAUCCUCGCUGUUUGGGCAACCAGGAUUUGUUGUAACGCAGCUCGGUGCAUUUGCUUUAACCAACGAUGUCGAUACCUUUCGGCGAGGAGUCGCAGCAUAUCGAAAUGCUAGGGACUGGGCAAAGAAGCAAAGAAAUGACGCAAUUGAGCAAGCAAACGAGAGGCUAAGCUGGGACGAAGUUAUUAAGUUCCCUCCAGCCCUGACCUUACCGGGGCUCAAGCACUUUUGGUCCAAAGCUAUAUCGAGAUUGCAGCGGAGUAAGUGA
Trichoderma virens Gv29-8 is the source of this 948-nucleotide messenger RNA. RefSeq lists its product as uncharacterized. The annotation marks the transcript as partial. NCBI's taxonomy places the organism in Eukaryota, Fungi, Ascomycota, Sordariomycetes, Hypocreales, Hypocreaceae. The record is from RefSeq and is a predicted model, not a curated record. The transcript has a single exon.